Closterium sp. Naga37s-1 is the source of this 798-nucleotide messenger RNA. Lineage: Eukaryota; Viridiplantae; Streptophyta; Zygnematophyceae; Desmidiales; Closteriaceae. The record is from the annotation of a GenBank genome assembly.
AUGACGGUGGAACCCGUGUGUAGCGAGGUGUUGAUGGAGGAGCAGACUCUCUCCAUCGAACAGAGUUACAAGCAGAUCAUCAUCGAUGCAUCUGAUUUCUCGGGCGCUGUCAACACCAUCGUGGCUACAACGGGGGUCAACGGGAAGGAAGGCAAAGGGGGAAGGGAGCAGACGGACAAGAAGAAGGAUGGAAAGCGGGAGAAGAAGCGAGCCCCCUUCAAGGGGCGCUGCUACAACUGCAAUGAGGAGGGGCACAUGGCUGCCAAGUGCCCCAACAAGAAGAAAGAUACAACGCCCGCGGCAGCCGCGAACGUAGCUGAAGGAGACGGGAAGGGCGUGGCGCUCACCGUCGCGUGUUCGGCUGCAAAGUUGCUGGCCGACGACAAGGACUUGUGGUUCCUUGACUCAGGAUGCUCCCAACACAUGACCGGCCGCAAGGAGUGGUUCACAGUGAUCCGUGACCCAUCUGCAACGAAAUCAGUCAAAGGGUUUGAUGGUUCUAUGCAGGAAGUUGCCGGUGUUGGGCCAGCAAGGAACGGUGCAACGGCUGCAGCGGCAUGCAAUGGCACGGCGGCUGCAGCGGCAUGCAAUGGCACGGCGGCUGCAGCGGCAUGCACCAAUAUGGCGGGUGGAGCGGCGAGCAACAGCACAGGGGCUGCAGCGGCAUGCAACGGCACGGCGGCUGCAGCGGCAAGCAACGGCACGGCAGCUACAGCGGCAUGCAAUGACACGGCGGCUGAGGUGGCAUGCAACGGUAUGCCUAAGGCAUUUGCUGAGGUGGUGUCAAGCGCGCCGUAA